CUAUAUUUCUAUUUUCCAUAUCUUUUUCCUUCAAUGUAUCUAUUUCCACUGCCUCUUCCCAAGAGAGAUUGAGAGAAUUGCUUCUGCUUUUGUUGUUUCCUUGUUUUGUUCGAUAGAUAGUUACACAGAUACAAUGUCCGCUUACAAAGACAAAGAUCCUCGUAUCAAUGGGAUCAAAACUACCAUUCGUGUUGUUCCUGAUUUCCCUAAACCAGGUAUUAUGUUUCAAGAUAUCACUCCUCUUUUUCUGGAACCCAAAGCAUUCAAAGAUUCCGUCGAUAUAUUCAUCGAGCGAUACCAAGGAAAAAAUAUUUCAGUUGUUGCAGGGAUAGAGGCUCGGGGUUUUAUAUUUGGUCCUUCCAUUGCAUUGGCUAUAGGAGCAAAAUUUGUCCCUUUGAGAAAACCAAAGAAACUGCCUGGCGAAGUUAUUUCGGAAGAAUAUAUUCUGGAAUAUGGAAGGGAUUGUCUUGAGAUGCAUGUGGGAGCUGUUGAACCAGGUGAACGUGCUUUGGUGGUUGAUGAUCUGAUUGCCACCGGUGGCACCCUCUGUGCAGCCAUGAACUUACUAGAACGCGUUGGGGCUGAAGUAGUUGAAUGUGCAUGUGUCAUUGAGCUUCCAGAUCUAAAGGGUCGAGAGCGGUUGAACGGCAAGCCAUUGUAUGUACUUGUGGAGGCUCAUUGAUCCUUGCAGAUAAACCCUUUCCUUAGCAUGGCAAAAUGUACAUUAGAGGGCAUCAGGAAUCUGCUUCAAUUGUUUCCAUGAUUAGUGAAUUUUGAUGAUUGAGACCCUAUUAGCAAAUAGAAAAAAUUGAAUUUAUUCCAUGGGCUUUUGAUUUGAAAACUGCUUGUAGGAUUUCCUUUUAAAAGAUGAAUUUACAUAAUCCCUUUUGGGAUUCUCUC
Molecule: messenger RNA, 900 nt
Organism: Pistacia vera
Lineage: Eukaryota; Viridiplantae; Streptophyta; Magnoliopsida; Sapindales; Anacardiaceae
Product: adenine phosphoribosyltransferase 4-like
Exons: 6
Coding region: 134-682 (182 amino acids)
Biological process (GO): adenine salvage
Cellular component (GO): cytoplasm; cytosol
Molecular function (GO): adenine phosphoribosyltransferase activity
Source: RefSeq, a predicted model, not a curated record